CUGCCUCGUAGUCCGCCCCGAAGAUCGCCCCCCGCUUCCCAGCACGAAAGGCGCCCCUCACUCGAUGGCCUCGCCUUACUGGAGGGUUUGGGUGCGGGAAUCUGCGGGAAGCCAUCGAUGGGCAUCUGGCCGAUCUCCCUUCGCUCAUACUUGCUCUCCCGGCGCGCCGUCUCGCCAAAUGCUACGCCCCCCUCCCGAGAAAGUCGUGGCGCAAUGCUCUCGCGACGCCCCCCAGACUCUCUUGGCGACUCCGCAACGUCUUGGGGCCUGUCUCGCGUGAUCGCGACGUGACUGGUCGCAGACGCGCAACUGCUGGGGUGGAGGUGCUGCUGGGAAUGCGUGCCCGCGGCGAUCUCAACGCACGUUGCCGGCUGCCCGGGAUGCGUUCCUGCCUGCGUUGUUGCCCUAUCGCGCAAUGCCGAGGCGAAGGACAGCGGCGAGAGAGAUCGCCGCGUAGCAGUACGUGGCGCGUGCUCUUCUUUCGCUUCACGUUCGCGCCCCCCAC
Molecule: messenger RNA, 505 nt
Organism: Schizophyllum commune H4-8
Lineage: Eukaryota; Fungi; Basidiomycota; Agaricomycetes; Agaricales; Schizophyllaceae
Exons: 2
Coding region: 65-280 (71 amino acids)
Source: RefSeq, a predicted model, not a curated record